AUAUGACCUUGAUUAUUAGGCGGCGUUUCGAAUGGGUGGUGUCUAUUUCUAAAACACUGCUAGAUUCUGGCGCCCAUGUUUAGAUAAGUGCAAGGAUUAUCGGGCUACACAGUUAUUGAUGGAGCCUUUUGUAGUUACUGCUUUUGGCAUCGAACAGUACUUUCAUUUGUCACAUUCUCAAGUCAAAGCUAUUCGACAAGCAUUUUACAAUGCCGCUGCUUUUAUUAUUCUUUCUUGCAUUUGCGUUGCCAUUCUGGCAGUUUAUUAUACACUUCAGAUUUUUGUCAGACCUCUUUUAUGGGCUGUUUUGUGUGGAACAGUGUUGUAUCCAUUUAAAAGUUCGUUGACCGACGUUAUUCGCGGAUGGGUUAGACGUGUUGAUGCAGAAGAUCAGUUGCUUUUAGUGGAAACUUUUGUUGUACCUUUCCGAGUUUCCAAUGCUCUUUAUUCUGUAUUUAUCAAAAAAAUGUCUGACCACUGGAGUUUACUUAGGACCUCUUUGUUUCUUCUCCUUGCUCUCAACAUUUCUUCUUACUUUGAUUUCUUCUGGCUCCCUGGGUUGUUUGUUAACUCCUCUCAUUACGUAAUAACAAUAAUUGACUAUGUUUUAGAGUGGACGUCGUUUAAAUCAGUCAUAACUCUAGGUAUCGUCUACGGCAUAAUCGCUUUACUGAGACCGUCUAAUUUCCAUUUUGUGUACAGUGUGUCUCAUUUGUUUUGGCUAUCACUGCUGUUGUGGUGUACAUCAUUUGGCGGGCUCCUACGGAUACCAGUGUUUUUUCUUUCUAUAGCAGUCUUGGCAGUUGGAUAUUGGGGUUUCACGGACGAAUCUGAUGGCGGUUGUCAAGAACGGUGGGCUUCUUGUCACACUGUUACUGCGCCAGACGGGGGAUCUACCGAGCUUAUUAGGAGUGCUGUUUCCUGUGAUACACUGACGGAAGUUAGUUCGGGAUUCAACAAAUCUUUCGGGAGUUCUACCCAAAUACACCAAAGUAACACAAAAGAGCAAGGACAACGUCAAAGUGGUUUUCCUCUUAGAUGGUCCCAGUUUCUAAGGCAAGCUUUCCUUCCAAUACCGACGAGAGCAUCUUACAAAUUUGACCCGGUUAAUGAGCUCCGAGCUUUCAUGUCUGAACAAUUGUGUUUUUCUUCCGCAAAAUCAUGGAACGCAAUAUUAGAAGGGAAGGGGUUUCGUGAUAGAGACAGUUCACUUCCUAGAUCGGCGAAAAUUUUCAACGACGCUUACACAAAUGAUGAUUGUCGCUCUGAUAGUUCAUUUGCCAAUAGUUGUUUUCUCGCAUUAUUUUGGGCUCAUUUUCUCGUCGCUAUUUGGCUCUAUCAAUGGCCGUUAUAUGUGAUUUGUUUUAUUUUAAUUUUCUUUGGAAUUUUCCGUCUAUCACUUUGUUUAAAAUUGCAAGAACUAUCAUAUUGGUUUCUCUGUAAAAUGAACAGUUUACUGGAGACUGUUACUCCGAAUAUGACUAUGGAACAAAGAAAAGCUUACAUAAGAUCGGUCGUCCCUAAGCCUGUGCACGGAUUACUCACACUGUUGGCAUAUUGUGAUAGAAAGCUUUGUCGUUACUUGGACUCGUGGUUGGACAGUGUAGUCAGUCUGUUUAUUCUUGUCUUCUUUAUUUUCGCUUUUUGUUUGCUAACAAUGUUUUUAGCAUUUCAAAUUCAUAAUGAAAGUAUUCGUUUGGUAUCACUAACAAGUGACUUUAUCAACAAAGCUCUGAAUAGUGAAGCAUAUAGUUGGCUUCCUAAAAGGGAACAAGUUGAUGGAAUGUUUAGUGUCUUAGUUACAAAUGCUUAUCAAGCUGGUCGAAGUUGGAUAUCCGAUAAGAUCAAUGAACUAUUCGAAGCAGAUCCAAACUCAAAAGCAGUAUUGAAAGAACAACUUUUAUAUUUGUGGGAGAAUAUUUAUAAUUCUUUUAUUAAUCAGCCUAUGAACUCUACAUUGACCACUAAUGAAUCAAUUGUUAACAAUCAUGCUUUAUCAUUUUCAUUGAAUAAUCAUAUAGAUUCCAGUGCUGUUGCACCACGUGGUAUUGGCAGAGUGUCAUUAAAUCGAUUUUUUAUCAAUACCACAUGGCUAUUUAAUCGACAUGCUUUAAGUUCAAUAUUUGUAAUUUUCAAACAGAACUUAGGCACAUUGGCAACUAUAACAGAAUCAUUAUGGAGUUUAAUGCGUAGUAAUGUAAAUUUGAUUGCUCAGUUAAUUACCACUUUAAUUUCAUUGAUAAUGAGUGGUGGACAUGUGGCAAUGAAUUUUAUGAUUGCUUUUCUCAUUUUCUUAACAGUUCUGUAUUAUGUAUUAGCUGCAAGUGGAUCAUGUUAUCUUCCGGUCGCAUUUAUUACUUCAUUAACACCAACAUUUUCCGGGACAAAUUCAUUAAUUACACAUUUAUAUUCAACUGUAGAAUUAGCUAUAAGUGGAAUAUUUGUUGCCACAUUAAAAUUGGCUUUAUUUUAUGGUUUAUAUACAUCACUUACUCAUAUUAUAUUUGGAUUAGAUCUUGUGAUAAUUCCAUCUGUGUUGGCUGCUCUAUUAGGCGCUGUCCCAAUUAUCGGCACUUACUGGGCUGUUCUACCUGGUGUCAUUGAAAUUAUUAUAAUUCGUCAAUCAUUGUCUCAAGCCGGUCUUCUCAUACUUUUCCAUUUAUUACCAACAUAUUUUGUUGAUAUAUCAGUUUAUAGAGAAAUUAAAGGAGCUGGUCAUCCUUAUUUUACUGGUUUAGCAAUUGCUGGUGGAAUAUACUGUCAAGGUCCUGAAGGUGCUAUAAUCGGUCCUAUUUUACUAUGUUGUUUCAUGGUUGGUAUAAAUAUGUUUCGAUGGGCAAUGGAUUCUAGUAAAAAAGCGUUGUCUGUCAAUCAAUGUGGCUAUAAAUCGCAAUACUCGCCUCCCGAAACACCAGCUACAGUGCAUACGUGCCAAGCUUGUAAUUCAUCUGCCAUGUCUGAUCGUUUCCACACUGUAAACUCAUGUAACAAGUAUUCUACUUUAUCUUCAAAGCUUCGUAGACCGAUAUUCAAAAGAAGACCAAAAUACCGGUUGAAUAAAAAUUCAUUCUCUAUGCCAGACAUUUCGGACAUAUCUGAUGAAUCGCUUCAAACUGCACAAGUUAAACCUCAAAGAACAAAGUUUCAGCAGAAUUCACCAGUGUCACGUCUGCAUUUCGCUGCACAUACAUCAACUCCCGCGUACGAAUAUAUACCUUGAUUGAAAUAAUUAAUUAACCGAUCGAAACAAAACAUUUGUGUAUCAGUUUUUUUUUAUCAGAGGAAAGGAAAUAUCUAUGUGUGUUGAAUUUCUACUUAACACUGAUUGUGAGGUCUAUUUACACUGUAUACGUGUAAACUAUAUCCAACGGCGAUAAUCGAUAAUGUUUUCACAUCGAUUUCAUUUUGUUUGUCAAUUGCUUUUUUUCCAAAGUGACUAUUUAUUUGCUUUACUGUCAUUUUGUUUCGUUGUUCAAACCUCGAUAUUAUGCAUUUUUUUUUACUGUCUUUUGAGCUCUAGUUUCAUAUAUAUGCAAAGAAAAACAUCAAUAGUUUGAGGUGUAGCUUUCUAUUUUAUUUUAGAUGUUGAUAUUUUUUCUCAUAAUCAUAUUAAAUGUGAAUCAUAAGAUUGAAAAAAAAAACACAGAUUUUAUUCUAAAUGAAUUAUUAACUUUUUUUUCUCCGCUUUUGUACUCAUCACAUUUAAGUUAAUUUUCUUUAUUCAAUUAGAAAAAUUGGAUAAACUAUGUGAAGCAUCAUAUUGAUAACAUUUUGAAUUAUCCGUUAUAUGUUACAACUUAUUUUACUUGUACACCCUGAAAUUAUAUCAACUUAGAGUAAAACUUAGUUACAUGUUUGCAUGGCUAAUAUGUCAUCAUUAAAUCGAAUCUAAGACAUUUACAUUAUUGUG
Messenger RNA from Schistosoma turkestanicum, 3910 nucleotides. The record is from the annotation of a GenBank genome assembly. NCBI's taxonomy places the organism in Eukaryota, Metazoa, Platyhelminthes, Trematoda, Strigeidida, Schistosomatidae.